AUGAUGAGAUCGUCAAAUUCUACAAAUAUUCCGUUAUUAGAACAUGUAAAUAUCAAUGAAGAAGUGAUCUGUGCAAUGGUAAUUUGUGCGCAAUUAUUACCACAGCGAUAUGGUCCAUCAGUCAUAGUUCGAUCGCUUUUAGCAAUCGAGGAUGCUCCGAAUAUAAUCACUCAGGCGAGCCAAAAUAUUUAUAUUUUUAUUUUUAGUAUUUUUAGAUUUUUAACUUUAUUGGGGAUUUUGAAUCGGUAUAAAAAUUUUCAGCUUUUAGCACUAGAUCCCUCACUUAUCAGUUCGACGAUCAAUCGUUUAUUAGAAGCUGGUACAUUGCUAACUAACAGUCUUGCAUUAAUUAUUAUGUGCACUUGCUUAAACGAUAUGCAUUUUAUUGCGCAGUUGUUAGCAACAUUACUAAAACGCCGUCCAAUUGCUACAUACAUUCAGAAAUCUCCCAAUAAAGAAUCUGUCAAAUUGUUACAUGAAAGGAUUACAAAAGUUCUUAAUAAUCAUAUUUCAUGUACAGAUGGUACUGCCAUUGCACGCUUGGCUCAGUUGCUCGCGGCAUUACGAAUCGUUGCUGGUAUUCGUUUGACUUCUCAAGAAAGUCGUUUAUGGUUAUUGUUUUUAACGAAAACGGAUUGCAAUUGUGAUCAGUAUAUUUCGAUUGCUAUCUCGACAAUUAUAGCUUUCCCGCAACUUAUUCCAAUCCAUUUGAGCGAUGACAGUGAAAUCGAAGCAUCUUUGAUAGCUUUUCUUGAUUGGAUUAAAUGUCGCGCAUCUGCGGACUCUCUUUGUUUUGAGCGGUUCUUCAUUCUUGUUUCAAUACAUUUAUUAGCCAACCAAAGUGAACAGUUAUCUGCUCUUGUUUCUAGCACACUUUUCUUAAAGGUUAUGUGA
Molecule: messenger RNA, 894 nt
Organism: Dracunculus medinensis (Guinea worm)
Lineage: Eukaryota; Metazoa; Nematoda; Chromadorea; Rhabditida; Dracunculidae
Source: the annotation of a GenBank genome assembly